AUGAGGGAGGACGAACAGCCUACCCAAAACUCAACCUACUGGCUACUGGCUACUGCUGCGCAUUUCGGCCUAAUACGCCUGGCAAAGCUGCUACUAGACGAAGAUGGCGACACGACACGCGACCACUCCCUCUUCCCACCCUCGGUACAGGUGGCUAGUCCAGUGUGGCCCAGGUCGCAUCGUGUGCAAUCCAUGGGGUCGCCGACGCGAGGGGAUGUGGAGUUCUUUGAGCUGGCUUUGGCAUCGUCAGUCGACUACGCCGGCACAGCAGUCAGCUCGGCACUCGACCGGGCCAGAUGGAAGACCAACAAACCAGAAAGCUGCAAGCAUAUCGAGGACCUCACCCCGCCGGCCAGCGACCUCGUGUUGCUAGCGCAGUGCCACGCCUCGUGGGACAACUGUUCAAUGAUACUGUAUCUCGUUGAGAAAGUGGUAGAUAUCCACGAGGCUGCGGCCCAUUGUGUACGUCCCUAA
Messenger RNA from Anthostomella pinea, 474 nucleotides. Lineage: Eukaryota; Fungi; Ascomycota; Sordariomycetes; Xylariales; Xylariaceae. The record is from the annotation of a GenBank genome assembly.